AUGAAGCCAUCGUUGUUCCUUUCCGCAUGGCUACUACUAGUAGUGUCGACUACCAUGAUAAUCACCACGGCAAAAGCUGAUCACAAAAUUCCGACUACCUUUUCAGCUGGACAAGUAGCUUCGGUUGGAGGUUUGGACUGUUUGGGACUCGUCUCAGACUACGAUGGAGCAUCGGACGGCAUUAUUCGACUCUUUUUGACCUGCCUCACUGAUGAAUACCAGCUGUUGGGAGUUCCCCAAGUCGACUCGAAUUGGAUUCAAGGCAAGAUUGCUACUGGCGAUUUGAAGAGUGGGGAAACUCGAUUACGAUUCCCGUUGGGCACUUUGGUCAAUGAUUACAUGUUGGAUCAAGAGCCCAUUUUGCUCAAUGUUGAAAGCGAGGUUAUUACCACUGACUACCAUGGUCGGGUUCUCCAAGAUCAGCGCCAAUUGACCAGCGCUCGAAAAAUUGGAACUUACUCCCUGGCCAUUAUCCGAGUUUCGAGCGAUGGAGCCGGCAAGCGUACUACACCCACCACUGCCACUUUGCAAACUGAAGUAUUGAGCACCGGCGAUGUCAAUGUCCGCACUCAGUUCUCGGCCUGUUCCUUUAACCAAUUUAAUCUCGAGCCCGCCACUGGCAAUGGAUUGGACGGCGGGGUUGCCACUGUGGCUACCACGGUCCAACCUGGUUCGGGCAAUAUUGAUAAUGGCACCAGUUACCAGCAGUUUCUGGCAUACAUCAAUGACAUUUUAGAUCAACUCUUUGACCAGAAUGGUGCUCGGAACCCAGCCGACUUUGUCAUGUUGUGUUUGCCACCAAGUACCAUGUCGGGAACGGAUGCGAUUGGAUAUUUCAAUUCCUACCUGACGGUCUACAAUAGCAAUGUUUGCACCUACGUUAGCUUUGGGAUUCAUGAGAUUGGGCAUAAUCUGGAUUUGCAUCAUGCAUCGGAUACUCUCUUUACACCACGAAAUAAUGCCGAAUACGCGGAUCAAGUUGGAUAUAUGGGAUUCUCCUAUGGCAACAUCCAUGCACCCCAAAUGUGUUUCAAUGCAGCCAAGUCCUAUCAACUAGGCUGGUAUUCCUCCAAGACGUAUACUUGCACGCCAUCGCAGUGCAAUCCAUGUCAAGUGGACAUUGGAGGCAUCGUUUCGUUUGACGAUGCCAAUGUGGACUGGGUCUUGAUGAAAAUCGAAGAUAUUUCCAGCGGCGAAGACUACUAUUUGACCUACAACAAUGCCACUGGGAUCAAUCAAGGAACUCAAGAGGGAGCGAACCAAGUCAUUAUCAAUACACAACCUAGAGAAGGUCUUGAGCGAGACUUUUCGUAUUUGGUUGGUUUGUUGAAUGCUGGCGAGGGCGAGACGUUUACUAAUUUCAAUGGCGUUCCAAAUGGAGAAAUCUCAGUCGAAGUCCUUUCCAUUGCCAAUGGGGUAGCAUCGCUGCAAGUGUCCACGGCGGGCGGAGAUUGUGCCGUUCCUACUUCUGGACCAACGAGUGGUCCAACCAGUGGACCAACAUCCAUGCCAACGGUAGGUCCAGAAGAUCCACAAGUGGGUGGUGAUCCCCAUUUUGUGACGUGGACCAAAGAACACUAUGAAUUCCAUGGACAGUGCGAUUUGGUCAUGGUCAAGGACCCAACGUUUGCCAACGCCACGGGAUUGAAUGUGCACAUUCGAACCAAACUGGUUCGGUUCUGGUCUUAUAUUAAGAAUGUGGGCAUUCGAAUUGGCAAUGAUGUCUUGGAGAUUCAAGGGAAUCCGGAACACAGUGAAGCCAAGUACUGGAUCAAUUAUGAAUAUCAAGGCGAGUUGAAGACCUUGGGUGGAUUCCCCAUUUCGUAUCACGCUUCAAGUGUGUCCAAAAGUGUGUAUGAGAUUGAUUUGGAUUCGGUAUACCCCAAUGCCAAGAUUGUCGUCAAGAUUUACAAGGAAUUCGUUCGAGUCAAGCUCCAUGGUGGCAAACAAGCUUAUGGCAACACUGUGGGUCUACUCGGUGAUUAUGAGACUGGCAAGACUUUUGCACGCGAUGGAGUCACUGUCUUGAAUGACUUUGUACAGCUAGGCAAUGAGUGGCAAGUUCUUCCUGGUUUUGAACCCAAGCUGUUUCAUGCUUUGGAAAAGCCUCAAUUUCCAGAGAAAUGCCUGGAACCCGAGAAUCCUCAAGGUGACCGUCAACGCCGCUUGACCGAGAGUAACAUUAGUUUGGAAGAGGCGGAAGCUGCCUGCGCGAGCCAAUUGAAAGAUCCUCUGGCCAUUCAAGAUUGCAUCUACGACAUUUUGGCAACCCAAGAUUUGGAUAUGGUCGGUGCAUUCUGA
This is a messenger RNA of Cylindrotheca closterium, 2301 nucleotides long. The record is from the annotation of a GenBank genome assembly. Lineage: Eukaryota; Bacillariophyta; Bacillariophyceae; Bacillariales; Bacillariaceae.